UCACAGGUCUCCCACAAGGAAGUUGCCUCAGUCCCCUUCUAUUUAAUAUAUACAUGAGCCUCGUUGCAAAAAAUUUCUCAAGGUCUGGCCACAACUGCCUUAUCUACGCGGAUGAUAUGGUCAUCUUUUCUUCAAAUAAAUCUCUACCUCUCGCCAUAGAACGUUUAAAUGCUGCUCUUCAAGAUCUAAUAACCAUUUUAUCUAAUGUAUCUCUGGAAAUCGCUCCUGAGAAAUGUAAAUCGGUUAUUUUUACUCGGCGCAAAUAUUUUGAUCCACAUAACAUAUACCUAGACAAUUACCUCAUUCCUUUUGCUACAACCGUAACCUAUUUAGGCAUUACCCUUGAUACUAAACUGCGUUGGAUACCUCACAUAUCUUCACUUUCUCUCUUCACAUCCCGUUGGUCAAACUUCCUCAGGACUGUAUCUAAUACUUGGUGGGGAUCCCAUCCUUCUAGCUUGCUAUCCAUCUAUCGCUCUAUCAUACGUUCUAAAUUGGACUAUGGUUGCUUUCUUUUCGGUUCGGCCGCCUACUCCAACUGGAAAAAAAUUAAUAUGCUCCAAUCGUCUUGUCUUAGAACUAUAAUGGGAUAUGUCAGGUCUACCCCUGGUCCGGCGAUGGAAGUUGAAACCUUCUGUCCUCCUUUUAAUAUUAGAUGCCGAUGGCUCGCAGGAAAAUUCAUUUUAAAAUCUUUAGCGCAUUCCAACCACAUUAUAUUCGAUACCUUCUAUUCUCUAUAUAUCACUUGGCGUUACACACCCAAGUCAAUGCCGGUCCUAUCAAUUGCUGCAAACUCUCUCUCCAAUUUUCACCAAUUUGUCUUAAAUUCUUAUAAACUUCCACUCUAUGAGCAACCUUUUGACUCUCUCCUUUAUACCCCUUUAGUCCAAAUUGACAAUUUUUCUAAUUUUUCACACGUUGAACUUAAAUCUAUGUCUUCUUCUUUUGUUAAUAAACUUUUUUCCAAUUUCCUCAAUCUUAAUUACCCCAACUUCACUAUCAUAUACACCGAUGGUUCAGUGUCUCCUUUAUCAGCCGGCUAUGCCUUCUAUAUUCCCGAACUUCAUAUAUCUUUCUCUAACAAUCUCCCUCCUUCGUCCUCUUCCUUCACUGCUGAAUGUUACGCUAUUUUCGAAGCUCUUCUUUUUAUUUCUGAUUUAGCCCCUAAUAGAUACUUAAUUGCUUCUGAUUCCAUGUCCUGCUUACAAUCUCUUACAUCUAAUCCAUUUAAUUCUAAAUUAUCCCCUCUUGUUUUUCUAAUUAAAUCAUAUAUAUACACUCUCGAGCAGUCCAAUCAUCAUAUUCAAUUUUUAUGGAUCCCUAGCCACAUCGGCAUACAUGGGAACGAAACGGCUGACGGGCUCGCCAAAGCUGCAUCCUACACUAUCCUUCCUCCUCUUGCGCAAUUGCCUUGGACCGAUUUUUCCCCUUUAUUGCGUCGUCAUAUUAUCAGCCUCUGGUCCAAUCACUGGAAUAACCUGCCUGCUCACUUUGCUUCUAGGUAUAAAUCAAUUGUCCCCAGUAUCAUUAAUAAAAAAACUUGGUUCUACAACUUAGACCUACCAAGGUCUAUCAUUGUUCGUUUUAACCGACUCCGCGUGGGUCACUCACUUCUUCCAGAUCAUGCAUACAAACUUGGCCUAAAUGACUCUCCCCUCUGUACACUACACAUAACCGAAAGCAUCUGUGACAUCUCUCAUUUACUAUUUGACUGUCCGUCAUUGUAUUCUAAGCGUACAUCCUUGAUUAAUUAUAUUAAGUUCUUAAACAUUCCUCCCACUCUCCCUUCUAUACUCAACACCCAAGUCGAAACAGUUAUAAAAAAAAUAAUACAUUUUUUAUUGGAAGCUGGCUUUGUAAUUUAAGGUGGUAUCUACGCACAUUAUUAUUUAAUUAGAUAUUAUAAUUUGUUACUUCUUUCUUUUAACUACCUUAUUUUGUGUUUUACUAUA
Molecule: messenger RNA, 1952 nt
Organism: Melanaphis sacchari
Lineage: Eukaryota; Metazoa; Arthropoda; Insecta; Hemiptera; Aphididae
Exons: 1
Coding region: 54-1865 (603 amino acids)
Molecular function (GO): RNA-DNA hybrid ribonuclease activity; nucleic acid binding
Source: RefSeq, a predicted model, not a curated record